UAUCAAAAAUGAAAAAUAGAAAAAGCCUUUAUCACUCGGCCUCUAUCUUUAAUGUUCAUCGAACAACAUUGAUAAAUAUAUUUGAGAGUGAGAGAGAAAAUCGGGAAGUUCGAGACAAUAGCCCCGGCAUAGUCCCCGGUUGACCAAGAUAAAAUAUGAGUACAUUGGAUGUAGCUAGAACAGAGCUUGCUCUUGCGGUUUUGUAUCUGAACAAAGCCGAAGCGAGGGACAAGAUAUGCAGGGCAAUCCAAUAUGGUUCAAAAUUUGUAAGUAAUGGAGAGCCAGGCACAGCCCAAAAUGUUGACAAAUCCACCAGCUUGGCACGAAAAGUGUUCCGUCUGUUCAAGUUUGUAAAUGAUCUGCAUGCUCUCAUUAGUCCUACUGCUCCAGGAACUCCACUUCCUCUGGUUUUGUUGGGAAAGUCUAAAAAUGCAUUAUUGUCCACGUUCUUGUUUCUUGAUCAAAUUGUGUGGCUUGGCAGGACUGGCAUAUACAAGAACAAAGAAAAAACAGAACUAAUUGGAAGGAUAUCCCUUUUCUGUUGGAUGGGCUCUUCAAUUUGUACCACUCUUGUUGAGAUUGCGGAACUUGGGAGGCUUUCAGCUUCAAUGAAGAAGUUAGAGAAGGAACUUAAGAACACGAAUAAAUACAAGAAUGAUCAGUACCGCAGUAAGCUUCAAAAGUCAAAUGAGAGAUCUCUAGCCUUUGUUAAAGCAGUCAUGGAUAUUGUUGUUGCUGCUGGGUUGCUUCAACUGGCACCCAAGAAGGUCACUCCUCGUGUAACAGGUGCCUUCGGAUUUGGUAGCUCGCUCAUCUCUUGUUAUCAGUUGCUUCCAUCACCAGUGAAGGCCAAGACACCCUGAAGGAUAUACCUGCUCAACAAGCCUUAGUGUUGCUAAAUUAAUUAUUUACACAAGAAAGCUAUGUGAUUUUGAGCAAUAUGCCGACAAGUUCGGUAUGGUUUAAGAUUUCACUUUGUUUUAACCCCACUGUCAUUGUUCAUUUUGCCUCCUAUUACUCUAUAAUAAUAUGUGGCAUCUCAUUUUAGCUA
This is a messenger RNA of Olea europaea var. sylvestris, 1051 nucleotides long. RefSeq names its product peroxisomal membrane protein 11D-like. The coding region runs from base 156 to 863 and encodes 235 amino acids. The transcript has 8 exons. The record is from RefSeq and is a predicted model, not a curated record. Gene Ontology annotation, cellular component: peroxisomal membrane. Lineage: Eukaryota; Viridiplantae; Streptophyta; Magnoliopsida; Lamiales; Oleaceae. Gene Ontology annotation, biological process: peroxisome fission; regulation of peroxisome size.